AUGGCAUUGUCCGGAUUAGACAAUGAAAAAGUUAAGUGCGAAGGCUACACGCCUGACCUGACCUACGUCAAGGGAAAUGGGUUAGAGGUGAACGCAACAAGGACCAAUGGAAUCGGAAAUUUUAAAUCAUGUAAAUUUCAAGAGAUUUUCAGCCAUCCUUCGGGAGAUAAAACUAUGACUAGCGGAGACUGGAGCGCGACUUUCACCACAGGAGUUAAUCUCAAAGAUGAAACCGAAUUUAUUGUUGUAGAAUGCGAGAAUAAUGCAUCGCAGACCAUAUCUAAAACGUACCAUGCCCUCAUUCCCAAACGCCAAGAGUUGGCAGAGGAGCUGUCCUUCAAGCUCAAGACACGAGAAGCGUAUCACAAUCCCAAAGAAACUCUGAACGUUGUCAUGAUAGGAAUGGAUGGCGUCCCUCGCAACCACUUCAUGCGCGCCAUGAACAAAACGUACACGUUUCUCAUGAGCGAGCUCAACUCGUUUGACCUGAGCAUGCACACGCAGGUCGCCAUCAACACGUACCCCAACUUUGUGGCGAUGUUAACCGGAAGUUACGACCAUGAAAUCAAAAAAUGGUGGCUGGCGUCCGAAAGUUUGGACAACUACAAAUUCAUCUGGAAGGACUUCGAGGCGGCUGGGUAUAGAACGUUGUAUGCAGAGGACCAGCCCACCCUCGGAGCGUUUUAUUUAGGACGCCAAGGGUUCAAGUCUUCGCCAACACAUUACAACAGUCGCCCCAUCAGUUUGGCCAUGGAGAGCGACAAAGUUCUCUGGAAAGCCGGGCGCCACUGCUUGGGUAACCAGGCGGAGAUCAAUUUUUAUUACGAUUAUGUGAAGAAAUAUUUAGAAACGUUUCGAGACGAGCCGCUGUUCGCGUUUUACUUCCAGACACGGAUAUCGCACGACAACGUGACCACGACGAAAAUGGCCGACGACCACACACACGAGUUUUAUAAGAACCUCAGCGACGGUGGGCAUUUAAAUAACACGCUCCUGAUCUCGUUUUCCGAUCACGGCAUCAGAUGGGGGCCUCUUCGGGCAACCUUCAACGGCCUCAUAGAAAGCAGGGCACCGUAUGCUAUUUUCACGUUCCCCAAGUGGUUUUUGGACAAGUACCCGGAUGUUGCGAAUAAUUUAAAGACGAACGCCGGGCGACUCACGACGCACUUCGACACGCACGCGACUUUACGGGAUCUCAUCUACUUCAAGGCUGACCGCGCCAGUCCGCUCGUUCCAGGAAGUCACGGCACUUCUCUGUUCCGAGAAAUACCGAAGACAAGGGUGUGCAGAAACGUUCCGGUCCCAUCGGAGUUCUGUAUAUGUGGCCAGAGUCACAUAGAAGAAAUGUCCAACACGUCGGUUUUGAGCAAAGGUCUGGUCGAUAUCGUACUCAAGUCAGUGAAUUCCAAAACUGAUAAAUCUAAAUGCUUAAACUUGGAUUUGGCAGAGAUUGUUCAAGUGGCCCACAUUAAACUCACUAAAGUCGACGACAAGGACCAAAGAGUAUUUAAGAUUAAAUUCAUCACGUCGCCAGGGGGCGCCCUGUACGAAGGAACGGUAACCACGAAGCAAUGUGAUGAUUCAGAUCUGCUGGACUAUUUUGAAGAGCUGGAGUCUGGCAAUGACAACAAUAUUCUGUCGGUGACCGUUGGUCAAACGAUUGACAGGUUGAAUUUUUACGAGGGUCAGGCGGAUUGCGAAGGGGAUGUCACAGUGAAAGCUUACUGCUACUGUCAGAAUCUGGUCAACAAAACAACAAGCAGUUGA
Molecule: messenger RNA, 1767 nt
Organism: Lymnaea stagnalis (great pond snail)
Lineage: Eukaryota; Metazoa; Mollusca; Gastropoda; Lymnaeidae
Source: the annotation of a GenBank genome assembly